Messenger RNA from Acanthoscelides obtectus, 3004 nucleotides. NCBI's taxonomy places the organism in Eukaryota, Metazoa, Arthropoda, Insecta, Coleoptera, Chrysomelidae. The record is from the annotation of a GenBank genome assembly.
AGAACUGGUUCGUUUAUAUCGAAUACUAGGUUUAAAUGCAUCUGAACGCAAGUUGAAUUGAGUACUGAGUCAACCUACUUGAUACUUUUCUAACCGGAAAGUUAUUCAGAUUUAGGACAGCUUUACGGUCUCUUUAUUCUAAUUUUCGAAUACUCGAAUAUGCGCUUGUCACAAUCCCUCCAUAUUCGAAUCAAUUCGGUAGGACGCGGUACCACCGAACACCGUCAGAGCUUUUGCAGCAGUACCGCGCUGCAUAUUUGACCGCAGGUACUCGCUACAAUCAAAAAUGGAACAGCAUAAAGUGGAAAAUGCUGAGGGAAAACCCAAGCUGUCCAAUUCUCGGGAGACAAACUGGCUCAAAGUGCUCUUCCAGAUACAAGUUACCCUAUCGGCGUUAUGUGCAGUACAUUUCUUGCUGUACGAGUCGUACUGGAGUACAAUAUUUUUCAUGUUUACAUUGACAUUUUUGGCACACAUUGGCGUAGCAGCAGGGGCUCACAGGUUAUGGGCCCAUAGAUCGUACACAGCCAAUGGUAUUCUGAGAGUAUUCCUUCUGUUCUGUCAAACUAUGUCUGGCACGGGUUCAGUGUAUGACUGGGUUCAGUGGCACAGGCUCCAUCACAAACAUUUUGGCACAGAUUUGGAUCCUUACAACCCAACGAGAGGUUUUUUCUACUCUCAUAUACAAAGUGUGACGCUCAGCCUUAGUCCUGCCCAAGAAGAAGCUUUGAAAGAGAUUGAUAUGAGUGACUUGGAAAAAGAUAAAAUGGUCAUGUUCCAGAAGAGAUGGUAUAUCCCCCUCUAUAUUAUAUUCGUGCUUCUAUUGCCAAUAAAUGCUCCUGCAGAAUAUUGGGGAGAACAACUAUCUGCAUCCAUGUUCCUCGUAUUUUGGCUGCGAUACACGAUUAAUCUUCAACUGGCAUGGCUGGUACACAGCGCUACAAAAAUUUGGCAAUUAAAACCUGGUGAAAAGUAAGUAUAUUUGCUACUUUUUUGUUACACAAAAACCCAAAGGAUGACGCAAAGUUGUAAACAAUCGCUUGAACCUAUUAUGCAGUGCUUUUCAAAAAGUUCACUCAUUUGUUUUUUGAACAGGUCAAAUUAGCAAGCUGAAAUUCAAUGUAACGAAAUUGAUGCAUGGAUACUAUGUUUUAGGCUAAAAGUUCCAAAUUUCAAAAUGGCGGCUGAGUUAUAAGCAACUCGAUGAACGUUCAACUAUGACAGCCUGCCCGUUCAGCAUUUUCAGUGGUGGUGAUUUCAUAUUCUGGGAUUACAAAGUACCCUUAAUGAGCUUCAAAAUGAGAUAUCAUACGUCCUCCUAUUCUGUAUUUCAAAAUGGCGCCCAGCCGCCUUCUUGGAACUAUCAACUGCCACGUUUACGCUAAAAUGUUGUAUCCAUGCAACCAUUCCAUUACGCUCUUGGGACCCUUUCGCACCAGCGGGCCGUCGGCGAUCUAGUUCUCUUCUACCGCUACACCAACGGGCUUUGCUCCUCAGAGCGGUCUCCUAACCGUGUCGAACUUCCUACAUCCAGAAUUGGCCGAUAAGACCGCUCCUCUGUCCCGAGGGUGUAGAGAUUGUAGAACAAUCUACAAGAGGAAGCCUUUUCCAGUUCUACUAACCUUAGGCUGUUCAAAAAUCAGAUUAACAAAAUUUCCUUGUGGUCCUCAUAGUAGCCGCGGUGUUCCAGCAUUUAGGCUUUUGUCUGAGCGGCUGCUUCUGUAUAAAAAAAACGUCGAAUUUCCGCUUGCCAGCUUGGGUCGCUCAAAGAAUGAGUAGAGUGCCUUUUCGAAAAGCAAUGUAUCUAGAAGGCAAAAACAGUGUGACUUUAUCUUGAAGAUUCAUUUACUUUUUCCGCAUAAAAGAAAGAUGCAAAAACAACUUAGGUAGUUUAAAAAAUGUAUUCGUCUUUUUAUUUUUGGAUUGCAUUUAUAAUUUUCUGUGUUGCUUCGCUUACUAGCUACUGUUUCUUUUUUUUUACAACUGAGUCGGCAGUAUUUGCCUUAGUUGUGAUUUACUACUUUUAUAUAUCACUUUUACAUCAAGUUCUGAAGAAAAUGAGAUUGAAUUUCAGACUGUAAAUAGUGUGUUAUGACGCAAUAACGGUCGCGAAAUACCACUCGCUAUGAUGGAUCGCGUCAUCGAAAAUUGGGUAUUUAAAGAAAUAAUCUUCAACAACUAAAGGCCGAGAAUUUUUCUUCGCUUCUAUGUCUAUUUUAGUUUAGAUUAGUCCAAGAUGUGCUUAUUGCCCUUACCGGCAGAUUGUUAUUUUUUCUCGGGAAUAAAAAAGCUUUUAGCAAGAACAACCCAAUAGAGUAGGUUGUCUUAUCUCUUUUUCACUUCUAAAAAAAGAACCUCUAAACAAAUCACCCAUUAAUAAGGAUGGAUUAGGUCAAAGUUUUGAAAUUUGUCUGCUUCCCGGCUAUCCAAAUCUGUUGAUAUCUACUUCUUCUUCUUUCAGAUAUCCUGCAGAUACCAAUCUAGUAUUCAUAAUAACAAAAACUAACUGGCUAGCCUACCACUAUAUGGCUCCAUGGGACUAUCAGACUAGCGAAUAUGGCCAAUACGGUACUGACGUCAUCACCAAGGUCAUUAGAGUAUUUGCGGCUUUGGAGUUGGCCACAGAUCUGAGGACAGUUGACAGCAACUCUGUCAGGCAGGCCUUGACAAUGUCGUUGAAACAAAAGAGGAACAUCACCGAUUGUCUGUGGGAGCUGACACAGGACAAUAACAAUGUGCCCAAGGAACAUUUUUUGACUCCUAGUAAAUACAUGUAGAUUUCCUACAGGAUAAAGAGAUAAGGUUGUGUCACAUGACAGAGAUACUUUACAGUUGCUACCUACUGUACCUCUCAUUCUUGAGUGCAUAGUUUAUCAAUGAUUAGGAUAGAAUUAUUUUUUAUAAUGUAAUUUAUAUAUUUUUCAUUGUUACAUUUUAUUUCUCUGUAUUAUAAACUCAUACUUUACAUGUCUUCAGAUGUGUUUCAAUAAAUAAACACUUCCAC